This is a messenger RNA of Ochlerotatus camptorhynchus, 1754 nucleotides long. RefSeq lists its product as uncharacterized. NCBI's taxonomy places the organism in Eukaryota, Metazoa, Arthropoda, Insecta, Diptera, Culicidae. The transcript has 5 exons. Gene Ontology annotation, molecular function: microtubule binding. Gene Ontology annotation, cellular component: microtubule organizing center; mitotic spindle; cytoplasmic microtubule. The record is from RefSeq and is a predicted model, not a curated record. Bases 112 to 1743 code for a protein of 543 amino acids. Gene Ontology annotation, biological process: establishment of mitotic spindle localization; mitotic spindle assembly.
GUCAAAAUUCGCUCGAAAUUCAACCUUCCCGUACGUGAAAUUAGCCCUGCUCGUCGGGGAUUGUGUGCUCUUCUCGCUCUGCUGGUCCUGUUGGUGCGCGGGUUCCGCAGAAUGAACGACUACCUGCAGAAUAUUUUGAACAACGACAUCUCCGAGCUGAAGAAGGAGUUUCCUCUGUUUGAAACGGAUUCGUUCGAGUUGCAGCAGCAGCAGCAGCAGCUACAUCGGGGCUGGAGCAACAACAGUAAGGCUGGAGAAUUACUGAAUUCGGAACAAAGUGAGUCCUCGUCGUCGUCGUCGUCGUCGAAUUCGAGGGCGUUGUUCGCUGCCGGAGGGGCAACGGUCCAGGAUUUGGAUGUUAUUCAGUUGGAGCCAAUUUCGAUUAAGUCCGAAAAGAAUUACCCCCAAAUCAUCAAAGUCAAGCAAACGUUUCGCUUUCCGAACAACUUCAUAACCAAGAAGAACUCCUUCCACUCGUACAGUCACCACCAGUCCGGUGUCCAACUUCCCUUGCUCCCUCGGAACAUGUGCAGUCAAACGAGCAAAACCAUCGUCGAACUUUACGAAUCCCAGAAGCGCGAGAACGACGUCCGCAACAUCCUCUCGCCCCAUCCGAACGACGAUGGUGGCGGCUGUUCGGAUAGUGAAUCGUCCUCCAACGCACCCAGUGCCGGCCAGACUCAACAAAACGCUUCCUACACCGUGGUAACUAACCCUUCCAAGAAGCCCUACCACAAGUCCACGGCCAGGCCCGUGGACAUGAUCCUGAUCAAACCGAAAAAUCAUCGUUCGGUCGCACCCACCACUCCGUACUUUGGAACGAAGAAGAAACGGCCCUGCUCCAAACGGAAGUACACCCGAAACGUUCGCUCCAGGGAUCGCUUCUCGCUGCCGGCUUCAAAGUCACCGAAAUGCAAGACAAGAUAUCCGGCAUCCAAGGUGGAGAACACCAGCACGGAGCUGGACAGCGACAAAGUCGAGUACGAGGAUGAUUCGCUGAACAUGAGCUCGGAAAGUAGUAACCCAUCGAACGAUUCCUUGGGCGACGAAUGUUCGACCUUUGGGACGACUCGGAUCAACAAGAUCAUCGACAAGCUGCAAGAUCACAUCUGGGAGGUUAGUCUACAGGGAAUUCGCGAACUGAUGAAAGACGCUAGCCACAUCGAUUGGAAGCAGCACGAAAAGCAUAUGGCCAUGAUCAACAGAAAGAUGAUCGAUUUCGUAAAGAGUCCACGAUCGUCGUUGUGUCGAACGGCUUGCCAGGCCACCGGAGAACUGUUCCGGGAAGCCAAGUCAACCAUACGACCGGAGUUUGACGAACUUGUUGAUGUUAUCCUGUGCAAGACAGCUGAUCCCAAUCGGUUCAUACAGAAGGAUGCCAACGUAGCGCUGGAUAAAUUGGUGACGUAUAUUCCAAUUUCGCACUCGGUGCGAGCCCUGUCGGCGAGGGGACCUGUCCACAAGAACCCGUUGGUCCGCAUCGCCACCGCCAGACUGCUGGUGUGCAUCUGUGCCCUUUCCGGACUGGAUGCCAUCCUAGGGACGAACGCGAACCCCAGAACCAGGAAAGCGAUCCUUACCAUGCUGGCCAAGUUUUUGACAGACAAAAACCUGGAAACUAGGAAAUACGGCGAACGUCUGUAUAAGAUGCUCCGGAAGCACAAGUUCUUCAACGAAUAUUUCUACAAGGACAUGGACAGCAACUGCAAGGCGAAUCUGAAACGAACACUGAAGGGUAUUUGACUGCCGGCGGG